Messenger RNA from Equus quagga, 747 nucleotides. RefSeq names its product granzyme H-like. The coding region runs from base 1 to 747 and encodes 248 amino acids. The record is from RefSeq and is a predicted model, not a curated record. Gene Ontology annotation, molecular function: serine-type endopeptidase activity. Lineage: Eukaryota; Metazoa; Chordata; Mammalia; Perissodactyla; Equidae. The transcript is spliced from 5 exons. Gene Ontology annotation, biological process: proteolysis. Gene Ontology annotation, cellular component: intracellular membrane-bounded organelle; cytoplasm.
AUGCAGCCACUCCUGCUCUUGUUGGCCUUUCUUAUGCCCCCCAAGCCUGGGACAGGAAUCAUCACCGGAGGACACGAGGCCAAGCCCCACUCCCGCCCCUACAUGGCGUUGAUUCACUAUCUAGUUGAAGAGACGCCCAAUAGGUGUGGCGGUGUCCUCGUGAGAAAAGACUUUGUUCUGACAGCUGCUCACUGCUGGGGAAGCUCAGUCAACGUGGUGGCCCUGGGGGUCCACAACAUCCAACAGCAGGAGAGUACCUGGCAGGUCAUCCCUGUGAAAGAAGCCAUCCACCACCCAGACUAUAAUCCUCAGAACUUCUCCAAUGACAUCAUGUUAAUAAAGCUGGAGAGAAAGGCCAUGCAGACUGCAGCUGUGAGGACCCUCAGCCUGCCCUGGGGCAAGGCCCAGGUGAAGCCCAGAGAGGUGUGCAGUGUGGCCGGCUGGGGGCAAGACUCAAUGGGCAUUUCAGCAAAUAUACUGCAGGAGGUCGAGCUGACCGUGGAGAAGGAUGAGGAGUGUGAAUCCAUCUUCCCCGACCAUUAUAACCAGACCACCCACAUAUGUGUGGGGGACCCGAAGAUGAUGAAGAAUAUCCUCAAGGGAGACUCCGGGGUACCCCUCGUCUGUGAAAACAUGGCCCAUGGUAUUGCCUCCUAUGGACAAAACAACGGGACCCCUCCAACAGUCUUCAUGAAGGUCUCACACUACAUGCCCUGGAUAAAGAGAACAAUGAAGCUCUUCCCAUAG